AUGGCCAUUUCGGCCAAGAUACCCGAGCAUGCGCCACCCGUCCCAGACCCACCUCGCGCUCCACCACCAGAACCGGCUGCUCCACCGCCCGCCUCUAAUCCGGCACCAACUUCGUUCACCGCUCAUGGACCAACCCCACCGCUUUCAAGCCAACCUUCGACUACUACCCUCCGGUCUCUCUUCGGCUCACGUCCAGCCAACUCAACCACUCCCGCCUCACAGUCCUCGCAGCCGUCUUCGUCUUCGCCAUCGUACUCAGCGACACCCAAUCUCGCAAGCCCGAAUAUCUUCAUGAACAUGGCGCAGAGUCGGAAGGAGCAAAUUGGCGAGGGGCAGAACUUGCCUGCCGGAAUGUCGAAGACAUUCUACCCCGCUCAAAAGGCUCAGCAGGAGGCUGAGGUCGGUGCCAGACCUAAGCCUCGCAAAGCAAAUGUGAAGCGUAAGCGCGAUGAUGACGAUCCACAUGACUCGACCGUAGCUCCUGCCACUCGCAAGGAGUCGAAGUCUGCAAAGACCGCGAAGUCGACACCUUCAGUCCCGGACACCUCGUUCACCGUCGCUCUCCUUCCCAAUACAGUCAGGGCAAAUGCUGGCCGUUAUCGUGUGAUGUCUGUCAGCCAGUUGUCGCAACUUGACCUUGUUGGUCUCAUCGGGAACGUCAGUCUCCCCACCACUGCAACUCCGUUUGAGAUUAAGGUCGCCAUCAGCGGCUUGUUCCUCCAUGUUCCAGCCUUCGUUACCGUCGUCAACGAGCUCCUGUCCCCUACUGCUCAUCAGUCUCCUGCUCCGCCCUUUCCCCAAAACCCUUGGAACCUUCUCACCGGACAGAAUCGCGGACAGGGAGACAGGAAGGGCACCGUUCUUAUUCCUUUCCCAUCGUCGAUGGUCAUAGACUUUGCUCGGUUGUUAAGGGCUACUGGACUUACAAAGCCACGGAACGCCGCCACCAUCUGGAAGAACGUGAUAUAUAUCUGCUUACCUGAGGGUACCGCCAAUAUCCCUUUCACCUUCGACUCUUCCUCCGACGAGGACUCGUCCGGUGCCGAAGAAGCGGAAAGUGAUGACGACGUACCUCAGACCAAUAAGAAAGAAGAAGCACCCAAGGUGUCGCCACACACUCCCGCCUCCUCAUCGUCUUCAACCGCGAUGCCUUCUACGUCUACGGUCCCUCCGUCACGGACAACAUCUUAUUCUUCCUCACUUCCGCAGAAGCAGAAGGAUGACGACAAUCCGUAUUCCACACCCUCGAGAGUGAACGGCGCAGGAUCGUUUUUCACUCCCUUCCCUGGGCCUUAUGCUGAACCAGAUCAAUGGAUCGGUGGUACUCCAAGGAUCAUGCACGAUCUCAUGCGUGCUGUCACCAACGUCCAUCAACCUGCUAAGCCUUCGUCCAUGUGGCCUCUCGUCCCGGCGGAUCUCUACAUGGACGGUUAUAAGGCCAAGAGUAGCGUGCAGAUCCUGUACGAUCUCUUCUGUAAGAACCCGGAAGGCAUUACGGCGGAUAUCGUCUGGGCAUCCGUCACUGACUUCUUCAACAACAUCUCGUUCUUCAACUCCAUGCUGGACGACCCAGAUGCCUCUACCAUGAUCAAGUUUGGUCCUAAGGGACUAGGCUUCAUCAUCGAUGGCCUGUGCAUUGCUUACAGAUUACUCCCUUCAAUUAGCUUUCAGUUCCCUCGCCCAUCGCAGGAUGAACUCAUCGUACUCACCGGUAAUCUGUACAAGCUUAUCGUUAAGUUUAAGGAGGACUCCGACACUCCUGGCCCAGAUAUGUAUUCGCCUGACGGAUUCCGCGACUUCAUUAGCUCCGUUGUUCGUCUGGAUAAGUCCACUUCGCAAUGCUUCGCAAUCGCUACCCAGAACAAUUGGGAUCAUCUCUGUGCCUCUUCGUUCGUCUUGAAACAAGACUCGCCUGGGGCCCUACUUCAGGCACUGGAUGCCGACUUCGGCUCAGCCUCUGAUCACUCGCAGAUGAAAUCAGACAAUAUGCGUCUAGGGAAAUGGGGGUUGGCGAAGUUUAUCGAUGCGUUGCUUAUACCAUUCCUGGAUCACUACGAGAUGGACGAUGACAGCUACUACGCUAUAUUUUCCAUACUUCAGACGUUCUGUAGGGAGGCGUCCAAGUAUAUUGAAUCUUGUCGGAAAUCCAAGUGGAAGGGGAAACCUACUCCGGCAAGGAAUGAUGUCCCAAGUACUGGUGAUGCAGAGGAAAAUCAAUCGGAAAUCAACAGCCGCCGUAGUACUCGUGCAAGUACUGCGACCAAAGCCAGCGCUGAGACGACUGGAGGUACUGGGGAGUUUGCUGAUGUUCAAAGCAACGGUGGUGGGGAUGACGGUGAACCAGUGCAGGAGGAGGGUACUGCUCGUGGUAAGAGUAGUCGUGGUCGUCGUGGUCGUCGUGGUCGUGGAGGGAGAGGUGGGAGGGGAAAGCGUAGGGGUUCUGCUGGGACGAACACGGAUGCGCGAUCUCUUAGCCCUGCACCAUCGUCUAAACCCAAUAAUUCCUCUGAUGCAUAUGUGCCUUCUUCGACCUCGUCAGGAUCCGAUAUUUCGGACGGUGAGUACGCCGAGACGAUUAGACAGUUCCUGCAGGAGAAGUAUGGGACUCGUACGUUCUGCUCUGGAGGCUCUCAUAGACGACAACCUACGCCACGACAAUCUACGCCACUCGAAGAACCCACUUCGAACCGUCCUCCACCAUCCUAUUCAUCGACAUUCCCCCGCACUCAACCGCGACCUCGUCCUACCCCGCAAGCACGACCUCGUCAAUCUGCCUGGGGAUCGUCUUCUACUCCCAAUGAGUACAUAUACGUCUCUAGCGAUGAUGAACGUACACGCCCAUAUCCUGCGUCGACUACUAACACCUCAACGACUGGUACCUCCGGUUCUGUACCUACUCCGUCUCACUCCAAUCCACCUCUCUCGACCACCGCUGGCGCCUCUACAACUACGACUUCAACCGCACAGCCCUCUACCUCUACUUUCGUACUAUCAGCAUCUACGAUGAUCUCAUAUCGCCGAUUCAUUGAUGCAACAUCGGAGCGUGUCUCACCGUCGAGACGAAGCUCAGCUCGUCGUAUCCCUUGGCAUGAAUUCCGCUCUGAUCUACUUCGACGAGUUCCACACCCUGACCCUGCUAGACGCAUUCAACUCUCGACGAUUGUCCAGGCUUCUGUCACAUCCCAGCGCCGUCUUCUUGCACGUGUAUAUCACCCAGAUAAGAACAUGCAGUACGGAAACGAGUGGGCCAGCUUAUGUCAAAGUAUCAUGGCUUUAAUCAACACUGUGCAAAAUUGA
This is a messenger RNA of Stereum hirsutum FP-91666 SS1, 3297 nucleotides long. RefSeq lists its product as uncharacterized. The coding region runs from base 1 to 3297 and encodes 1098 amino acids. The transcript is spliced from 15 exons. The record is from RefSeq and is a predicted model, not a curated record. Lineage: Eukaryota; Fungi; Basidiomycota; Agaricomycetes; Russulales; Stereaceae.